AUGACAUCACAACUUUCACUCGUGACUCACGACUCAACUAGAUGCACAGAAAGAGGUUAUGCUUUACAAAAUAAUGCUUCGUUAGAAUUAAGUAAAUCUAGAUUUUUUAUAGUCACAUUCAUAAGACCGGGACAGUAUCAGAAUGGACAUCCGCCGUGGCAACGAUUCACAACACCUCGCAAACGAUCACCUGAUCCACAAACCUAUUACAAUACCCAUGAGCUAUCGUACAACCAGAAUCCUUUCCAGGGUAACGAAUUCUCGACCAACCAAAGGCAGGAUAUACCAGGACAUCAAAACUAUCCUAGUAGAUCAUCAGCCGAUCUCAUUUAUACUGAAACAAGAGAUAUCCCUAACGAUGGAAGACUUCUCUCAGAUUCAGCAUUCACCAGAAUAUCAGAGACUUUAGGUGCAAUCAAUACAGUCGGCCACUACUUGGUGGAUAUUGUCAACGAGAACGAAAGAAACGAAUCCGAUCCAAAUCUCAAGCAACUUCCAAACGCCAUAUACACACUCAGCAAGAAUGUUCUAGGCAGAAAUGUUACUGAUAAAAUAGCUCCUAUAGUUAAGAAAGCGUUGCCUAGAGUUUUGCCAGACGCACCAAUCACUAGGAUAGCUACGGCUGAUGUGAGCCAAAGUAAUUCUAAAUCCUGCACAACUCCCGAUGGAGAGCAAGGGGUCUGCGAGGAUUUAAGCAACUGCCCCCAACUACUGCUAAAUCUCAUAAGUCUUAGAGAAUCGUUGUGCUUCAAAGAUCUCUUCGUUCCUGGAGUGUGCUGUCCACGAAAUGCUGUCCUAUCAUCGACGCCGGCUGAAGAAAAGCCAGUUCUAAGUACGACCAGCAAACCGACGUAUUUAGUACCUGUAACCACUCAGCGGCCGGUUCAGAAACCGACGACAACCAAAAAACCAACGGCCAUCUUGGUUCUGACUACCAAAAAACCAAAGACCACCAGUCCUAAACCUACGAAGACGCCUACCACUGUUACCACAACGAAAGCCCCGUCUACCACCAGCUUCUACACUGUAACGCCACCGUUCAUAGGAAAUUACUCCAACAUCGUGGACGUGAAUGAUUGUGGUCAACGAGAAGAUGAAGGAGGUCGUAUAGUGGGUGGAACAGAAUCUAAGCCAGGAGCUUGGCCGUGGAUGGCUGCCAUAUACCUGCACGGGAAUAAAAGGAAGGAAUUCUGGUGCGGAGGAACUCUUGUGGGGAAGAGACACGUACUGACAGCCGCGCAUUGCACCAGGGACUCAAAACAGAGGCCGUUCCCUCCCCGUCAGUUCUCAGUUCGUCUGGGAGACGUGGACCUCUCCCGCACAGACGAGCCCUCGCGACCACUCACAGCUCGCGUGACGUCCGUACGGGCUCACGAACAGUUCUCACGUGUGGGAUACUACAACGACAUCGCCGUACUUAUAUUAGCUGAGAACGUCCCCAAAUCCAAGUACGUGAUCCCAAUCUGCCUGCCCAAGCGCGAGUCUUCUCGUCAGUUCUCAGGCGCGGUAGGCACUGUAGUAGGUUGGGGCACCACCAGCUACGGCGGCGGGGAGAGCUCCCGCCAGUUGGAGGCGAGGCUGCCCGUGUGGAGGAACGAGGACUGUGACCGAGCGUACUUCCAACCUAUCACUGACAGCUUCCUAUGUGCUGGCUAUCCGAGGGGAGGGGUUGAUGCAUGUCAGGGUGACUCCGGAGGCCCCCUCAUGCUGCAGCUCCAGGGUCGCUGGACCCAGAUAGGGGUGGUCUCCUUCGGUAACAAGUGUGGCGAGCCCGGCUACCCCGGGGUCUACACCAGGGUGACUCACUACCUGGACUGGCUGGAGAAUAAUCUGAUAUAG
Danaus chrysippus (African queen) is the source of this 1839-nucleotide messenger RNA. NCBI's taxonomy places the organism in Eukaryota, Metazoa, Arthropoda, Insecta, Lepidoptera, Nymphalidae. The record is from the annotation of a GenBank genome assembly.